CAGUUAUCGGCAUUUCUCUCCUCUCGAGCUGUCACGCUGACAGCUCACUGGUCAUCAGGGCACUGAUGAUCAGUGUGCCUUGAUGAUCAGUGUAGCCCCAGCAGUGCCACCUGUCAGUGUCCAUCAGUGCCUUGUGUCAGUGCUCAUCAGUGCCUCGUGCCCAUCAGUGCCACAUCAAUGCCACAUAUCAAUGCCUACCAGUGCACAUCAAUGCCACAUAUCAGUGCCCAUCUGAGCUGCCUUUCAGUGUCACCCAUCAGUGCCACCUAUCAGUGCUGCCUAUCAGUGCCAUUCAGUGCCGCCUAUCAGUGCCAGUCAGUGCCGCCUAUCAGUGCUGCCUAUCAGUGCCAUGUAUCAGUGCUGCCUUUCAGU
Molecule: messenger RNA, 372 nt
Organism: Staurois parvus
Lineage: Eukaryota; Metazoa; Chordata; Amphibia; Anura; Ranidae
Source: the annotation of a GenBank genome assembly